Messenger RNA from Nycticebus coucang (slow loris), 2666 nucleotides. RefSeq names its product EF-hand calcium binding domain 7 (gene EFCAB7). NCBI's taxonomy places the organism in Eukaryota, Metazoa, Chordata, Mammalia, Primates, Lorisidae. The record is from RefSeq and is a predicted model, not a curated record. The transcript has 14 exons. The coding region runs from base 599 to 2488 and encodes 629 amino acids. Gene Ontology annotation, molecular function: calcium ion binding.
UUAGAGAAAGGCGGGUGUCGGUCCCGCGGCCGAGAGGGGGGUCGCGGAGCCGCUGAGGAGGAUUGGCUGCGCCUCCGGGUUUGUGAGCUGGAAGUGGGGAGCGCGCAGCUCGCUGUCUCUGUCCCCGCUCCCUCCCUGGCCGCGCUGCGGCCUCUUCUCUCCCUUCUCUGCCCGAGCUGGCGGUCCGCGUGUGCACGUCCGGUGUCCCUAGAAAGGCAGUUUUAUUUGCAGAGGAAGGCGAAGACGGCGGGGCGUUGCCCGAAUCACCUGUGAACGUAUUUCACGGUGUGGGGAUGGUUACCCGAGGGCCCUCUGCUUUCGCUCGGCCCUUUGGGCGCUUGUGAACAGUUUAUUUUUCUUGCUAUUGUGUGGCUGGCUAUUUAUGGAGCCGUUUGCUGCAGUCUACUCUCUAGGCCCCUGUCUCCGUCUCGGGCUGGAGUUUUAAAUAAAGGAGGUUUCCAAGCCUGAGGGUGCAGUUAUAUAUUUAUUUAAGCUUCAGUUGAGUCUCUCGUUGCAAAAAAGGAAAGAAUAGAAUUCUGGCACAUUUCUGCCUGGGGAUUUCCACGUGAAGGAGUCACCUUAUUUAGGAAAGAGCAUAAUGGCUAUCAGUCCAGGAAGCGAUGGAGGUUUUUCCAGUCAGAAAUCAACAUUUUCAGAGGGUCCUCGAACAAAGAAAUCGCCACUAACUGAAGAGGAGAUAUUUUAUAUGCAUUGUAGAGCUGCCUACUUAACUGUCUUCAAAAGCAGUUUAGAAAACAUUUUUUCUAAAGAUCAACUUUACUUAGCUCUUCAGCAUGCAGGAAGAAAUCCAUCCCAAAAGAUCAUUAAUAAGUAUUGGACUCCUCAAACCACCAAACUGAAUUUUGAUGAUUUUUGUAUGAUUUUAAGGAAUGAAAAACCUACUUCAAAAGCAGAACUGUUAAAAUCAUUUAAGCAAUUAGAUGUAAAUAAUGAAGGCUCUAUUUUACACACUGAUCUUUAUAAAUUUCUAACAAAGAGAGGUGAGAAGAUGACUGGAGAAGAAGUAAAUGCCAUAAUAAAGUUGGCUGAUGUAAAUGCUGAUGGCAGAUUUGACUACAUCAAGUUUUGUAAAUUAUAUAUAACAACCAAUGAGCAGUGUCUCAAGACUACACUAGAAAAACUGGAGGUUGACAAUAAACUGAGGCGUCAGCAGUUUGGAAGCCACAUGGAAGGGUACCCUGAAAGAGACCCGUCACCCGUACCAAAGCCAUCACCUAGACUCAUCAGAAAAGGUGAUCAGGAAACAUUCUCAAAUAAAGGUGAUACCAGGAGUUCUUUACUGUCAACAACCAGAAAGUUCAAAACAUCUGUUUCCUUUGCAAUUACCAUGAGUGCUAAUAGUAACCGAAACGCAAAGUUAACUGAGCCAAACUUAAUAAAGGACUGGCAAUGCAUACAGUCGAAAGGUUGCUUCUUCUUAGAGGAAGAUGGUGAAAUUAUCAGUCAUCAAUACAGGAUGCAAAUAGCUCAGAGGUCCAUGGUUUAUCUUACAAUUAAGCCAUUAAAACUGAGUCAAGUUGAAGGAAAACCGUCCCCUUGGUUAUCAGUUGACACUGCCUUAUAUAUUCUUAAGGAAAACGAGAGUCAAACAAACCUACAGCUCGUGUGUUUUACUGAACUACAAAAUAGAGAAGUAUUUGGGUGGACUGGUGAACUAGGACCUGGAAUUUACUGGUUAAUUCCUUCCACAACGGGCUGUAGGCUGAGGAAAGAAGUAAAACCAGUAACAGAAGAAGCCCAACUUGUGGAUAGAGAUGAAACAGGGGAAUUAUUUCUUACAAAGGAAUUUAGGUCUACUUUAUCAGAUAUAUUUGAAGUGAUUGAUUUAGAUGGAAAUGGUCUUCUUAGCCUUGAAGAAUAUAAUUUUUUUGAAUUGAGAACGAGUGGUGAGAAAUGUCAUGAAGAUGCUUGGGCUAUCUGCAGAGAGAAUUUCGAUACUAAGAAAAAUGAACUAACCAGACAAGGAUUUAUGGAGUUGAAUUUAAUGGAAGCCAAUGACAGAGAAGGAGACCCUCGCGACCUGUGGGUGACUCUGCACUCGAUGGGCUAUAAUAAAGCCCUGCAGUUGACAGAGGCAUGUCCAUUUGUCAUCAAUAUCUAUGCAGAAAAAUGCAAGCCAAGAAUUAAACCUGUUCAUUUGGAGCCCUGCAGUGGGCAACUUGAGAAGGCCAUUUGUAAAUCGGUUCUUAACAAAGGUGAUGCCAAAUUAAUGGAUGGCUAUGAAAAUAUAAUUGUACAUACUUAUAAUUGUGAAACCUGGAUAACUUCAGUUAUUGAAAACAAGUCAGAUGAUAAAGUGAUUAUUCACGUCAACAAUGAGUUAAGUAAAAACUGUGUGAACAACAGAGGACUCAACGUAUUUGCAGUAGAAGUGGCACCAAAAUCUACAAUGGUUUGUCAACAUGUAAUGCCUCUGAAUGAACAACAAGAAUGGACACAUUAUUGUGUGUAUUCCCUUAUUUCUUAAAUAAUCCUACCUGGAACUAUCAAACUAAGAAUUAUUUCAGAUUUAGUCUGUUAUUCCUUAAUCAACUAAUACUACUGAAUUUAACUGAUAUACCUACAUAAUAACCUAUUUAAUUUAUAUGCAUUUACACUUUAUGUCCAUGUUAUAUACUUUAUUAUUAAAAUAUAAAUAAUGUUUU